Messenger RNA from Phanerochaete carnosa HHB-10118-sp, 309 nucleotides. RefSeq lists its product as uncharacterized. The record is from RefSeq and is a predicted model, not a curated record. The coding region runs from base 1 to 309 and encodes 102 amino acids. The transcript has a single exon. NCBI's taxonomy places the organism in Eukaryota, Fungi, Basidiomycota, Agaricomycetes, Polyporales, Phanerochaetaceae.
AUGCAGCAGCGGGUACCAGCAGCGGCGCUCCGCUCUUCCUUGGGCUUCCCGCUGGCGAACCUGGAUCAUGCGCCGCCUACACACAGCAACGGCGAGGCUCUCGGCAUGUCCACUUUCUGGAAAAACACGCCUGCACAAGCCGAGGCCGGAACACAAACACAGUUCGUCCCUCCUCCAUCCCUUGAUGGCGCAUACGCGUCGGACCCGGACCCCGAAGCGAUCUUUGCAGACCUGCUGCCCACGCUCUCUCACCAAGACCCAUUCGCGGCCAUGGCGCAUGUCAUGCCCUCACAUUUACCGUCGGUCUAG